AUGGAAAAGGGGAAUUAUACACUUGUGUCAGAGUUCUUUUUGGUGGGACUUUCUAAUUAUCCAGACCUCCAGGUGUUUCUUUAUGUACUCUGCCUCUUGAUGUACUUGGUGAUUCUCCUGGGAAAUGGUACCCUCAUUAUCAUAAGCAUCCUGGACUCUCGCCUCCAUACACCUAUGUAUUUUUUUCUUGGCAACCUCUCCUUUCUGGAUAUCUGCUAUACAUCCUCCUCAAUCCCUCAAAUGCUAGUUAAUUUUACAUCUGAAAGAAAAUCCAUCACUUUCAUUGGAUGUGCCUUACAAAUGGUUCUUUCCCUUGGACUUGCAUCCACAGAGUGCCUGCUGCUGGCGGUAAUGGGUUUUGACAGGUAUGUAGCCAUCUGCAAUCCAUUAAGAUACACCAUCAUCAUGAAUAAAGGACUCUGUGUGCAGAUGGCUGCUUGGACCUGGAUACUAGGAUUUCUGAUUGCCUCAAUACAAUCUGUUCUUGCCUUAAUAUUGCCCUUCUGUGAUAACAUUAUUGACCACCUUUUCUGUGAAAUUCUUGCCCUUUUGAAGCUUAUCUGUGUAGACAUCUCCCUCAAUUUAUUUAUUAUGAUAAUUGCAAGCAUUAUUCUCUUAAUCACUCCUCUUCUACUUAUUUUCUUCUCUUAUGUUUUUAUUCUCUUUACUAUUCUGAAAAUUAACUCUACUGAGGGGAGGAAAAAGGCCUUUUCCACUUGCUCAGCCCACCUGACAGUAGUGAUCUUGUUUUAUGGAUCAGCUCUUUUCAUAUACAUGAAGCCCAAGUCUAAGGAAACUAAGCUUUUUGAUGAAAUUUUUGGGUUGUCUUACUGGGUGUUCACCCCAAUGCUAAACCCCAUCAUCUACAGCCUGAGGAAUAAAGAGGUAAAAGGGGCUGUAGAGAAAGUCCUAAUCAGAAAUCUGUUCUUAAGGAGAAUAUAA
Messenger RNA from Gracilinanus agilis (Agile Gracile Mouse Opossum), 942 nucleotides. Its product is annotated as olfactory receptor 13D1-like. The transcript has a single exon. The record is from RefSeq and is a predicted model, not a curated record. The coding region runs from base 1 to 942 and encodes 313 amino acids. NCBI's taxonomy places the organism in Eukaryota, Metazoa, Chordata, Mammalia, Didelphimorphia, Didelphidae. Gene Ontology annotation, biological process: G protein-coupled receptor signaling pathway. Gene Ontology annotation, cellular component: membrane. Gene Ontology annotation, molecular function: G protein-coupled receptor activity; olfactory receptor activity.